UGUCACGUGACAGGGAGCUAACUAGCAUGCAAAAUGUUAAGAGCUGAAGAGAGAAGUUGAAUACAACACUGAGAUUUAUUUUGUAAGCCGCCUAAAGUUACAGCUAAUGUAACUCCUGAAGUUGGUUAUGGCGAUCAUGUGGUGAAUCUGGAUCCACCAGCAGAAAAGAAGGCUUACAGUUUUCGGAGUGAGUGGCUGAAAGACUUAGAGUGUCUCCGCUAUAAAAAAGGCUCACUGUAAAUUCUGUGACAGAGGUUGCAGGUAACACUGCAUUCGCCACUGAAUCCAUACAUUUUAAGCGCAAGAGCUUAAUUAAACACGGGGAGAGUGCCAAGCACAAGAAAUGCCAAAAUCAGUGUGUGCCAAAGAAUUCAGGAUCAGGUUCGAUUGUUGAAGCUUUUAAUCACCAAGAUGCUGCCGGACAUUCCGCUCAAUUGGCAGAGCUGAACGUGAAAUUGAACACCGCCAUAGAAUAGCUCACCUUUACUAAAUGUAAACCCAUGUUGCAGCUCAUGAAAAUGAACAGUGUUGAAAUCUACAUGGCGUAAGCAAAUGACAAGUUAUGUGCCAACAUCAUCGGCGUGAUAGCAGAUACCAUCAACGAGAACACCGCAGAUAAAGUAUCGUCAGCUCAGUACAUCUCAAUCAUCAAUGAUGGAGACACCGAAAUGCCUGUCAAGUAGUGUGUGAUGGUGUAUGUCCGCAUCCUGCUUGAUGGACAGCCCACAAACAUCUUCUUCGGACAUGUUGAGGUGGAACACACCAAUGCUGAUGUUAUGACACAGAUUGUUCAAUGGAGACAUGAUAAAUCAACACUCAGUCAUCACUAAAUAAUUUCUCCCUCAAGAACGUGUGAUGGACUCACUGGACGUGUGUCCAUUAAAAAGUCUCCAUGCACCAGAGAACACAUUCAUUACAAAUGAGAAAGUGUUUUUCCAUUCACCGCCAUUGUUUCCUCCCGCUGAUGGUCACAAAUAUGGCAGAUGCGGGGAAAAGUGACAUCACUGAAACAGAUUCCAGAGUUAUCAAAAAGUUCAGUGUUUAUGAGGGAUCCUGGGAGGGUGGAACAGAUGUUGGCCUCUAUGAGAAACGCUGGAUCCAGCACACUACAGGUGAUCUCAGAUUUUGAUAUGACUCUCACCAGAUUCGCCUACAAUGGUAAACGCUGUCCUACCUGCCACAAUAUCUUGGAUAAUAGUGAACUGAUCAGUGAAGACUGCAAAGCCAAGCUUCAGGAUCUUCUGGACACAUAUUACCCCAUAGAGAUCGACUCCACACGCUCAGUAGAAGAGAAGUUACCGCUCAUGGUUGAAUGGUGGACUAAAGCCCACGAGCUGCUCGUACAGCAGAAGAUCAGGAAAGAUAAUUUAGCUCCUGCGGUCAGAGAGUCUGAAGCCAUGCUGAGGGAGGGCUACCAGCAGUUUUUUGAUAAUCUGCAUCAGAUGUGUGUUCCUCUGUUGAUCUUCUCUGCUGGUAUUGGUGACGUGUUGGAGGAGGUCAUCAGACAAGCUGGAGUUUUUCACCCCAAUGUCAAAGUGUUCUCCAACUACAUGGACUUUGACGAGUCUGGUGUUUUGCAAGCAUUUAAAGGCCAGCUGAUUCACAUCUAUAACAAACGUGAAGGUGCUCUGCUGAACACUGAACACUUUCACGAGCUGCGCAGUCGCAGUAACGUCCUGCUGCUUGGCGAUUCACUGGGAGAUCUGCACAUGGCCGAUGGUGUCACAGAUAUGCAGAACAUCCUGAAGAUAGGAUACCUCAAUGAUAAGGUGGAAGAGAGGAAACCGUCAUAUUUAAAUGCUUAUGACAUUGUCCUGGAAAAAGAUGAAACUAUGGAUGUGCCCAAUGGUAUCCUGCUCUACAUCACAGGCCAAAAAUGAACUUUCACUCAUCUUUUACGUAAGGACAGAAUCAGUGACCUGUCCUCAGUCCAGUUUUAUAAAGGUUUUGGAUAACAUUUGAUUGUUUUGCAACCUCAACGUCUUCUGCACCUUCAUUUUGUAUUGUUCUCUGGAUUGCAUUUAUAUUUCUUGUAUGCUCAAACAUUUGUGUUCAGUCAAAAAUUGAUUAAAGAAUUAUGGUUCUAUACGUCCCUUUCUGACAGAGGAUCGGCCCAUUUUUAGAACCGUAGUUAAUUAAUUAAUUCAUUUCAUUGUUCAAGUCUUUGUCUUUCCACUCACGCAAAUAAAUGUUGUAUUUUAGAGUUGGUGGCAUUUAUUAAUAAUGUGUGUAUUUAAUGAGUACGAACAUGAAAAAAUAUGGACAGAUGACCAAAAAAAAGAGAAGCUUGUUUUCCAAGGGAAUGUCUGACACAUGCACUAUGUAAGAGAUGUAAUGUAAAGACAGGCUGACUAUAUUCUACUGCUUAUUACAUGGCUACUAAACAAAUCAAUAAAUAGUUGAUUUAUUAUUUGUAGAGAUCGCAGAAUGAUUUGAGGAAAGAUGACACUGAUACCCAGAUGAAUUGUCUAAUAUAACGUAAACCCCUGAUGUGCAAUUAUUUAAGCAAUAAGGUAUGAGAGGCCAUGCUAUAUUGUGAAUAUAGUCACGACUGAUGGCCGUUGAUGGGACAGUUACCACAUAAUAAAAAU
This is a messenger RNA of Xyrauchen texanus (razorback sucker), 2591 nucleotides long. RefSeq names its product cytosolic 5'-nucleotidase 3-like. Gene Ontology annotation, cellular component: cytoplasm. Gene Ontology annotation, molecular function: magnesium ion binding; 5'-nucleotidase activity. The transcript is spliced from 12 exons. The record is from RefSeq and is a predicted model, not a curated record. NCBI's taxonomy places the organism in Eukaryota, Metazoa, Chordata, Actinopteri, Cypriniformes, Catostomidae. Bases 984 to 1880 code for a protein of 298 amino acids.